AUGCGCCGUGCUUUGCUUUGUGUGGACACUGCACGGGACAUCACAUCAUACAUGUGCUUCCCCAACCCCAGCAGGGCAGCACGGCAACCUCCCCCGGUGCGAGUGCGCAUGGCGAUGGAUGCGCUGCGCUUCGCUCGCCUUACAUUGCAUGUCUCAUCAUCCAUUCACCCCCAGCAGGGCAGCAGCGCAGAGUGCCCGUGUGCGAGCGGCGGGGAUGGCGGCGUGGCUCUCUUUGAUUCACGCAUGCACAAGGCCAUCACUCGCUUCUCACUGGGAGGCAGUUUUGAGGUGACGUCAGCAGCGUUAAGCCCAUGUGACGUCAGCAGCGUUCAGCCCCUGUGCUUUGUGGAUUGUGGGGACGAAGGGGUCAAUGAUGCCAGGUGGCUCUCUGCUUCGCCUGGCCUCGUGACUGCCAGUGGCAAUGGCAGCGUGGCUGUAUGGGACUUAAAGAGUGUGGCUGUGUGGGACGUCUCUUUGGCCGAUCCCCUCACUGCCUUCUCCUUCGCACACACUCGAUCUAUCAACACUGUAAAGCAGUCCACAUGCCUGGCUGACAAGGCUGUUGCUUUGGCGUCCCCCUCCCUGCAUGGCAGGUUGCGCGGCCACCCGGUGACGCCUGCAUUGCCUUUUGAGGCGUCUCAAAAGCCUUUUCUCUGCUCCUCCUCCCCCUCCCUCCAUGACCAGGUGGCAGUGGCACCCGAUGAUGCCUGCAUUGCCACUGGAGGGGAUGAUCAGAAAGUGGUGAGCGCAUUUCUCUCCCCUCUCGUCCAUUCCUAG
Molecule: messenger RNA, 777 nt
Organism: Closterium sp. NIES-65
Lineage: Eukaryota; Viridiplantae; Streptophyta; Zygnematophyceae; Desmidiales; Closteriaceae
Source: the annotation of a GenBank genome assembly